Molecule: messenger RNA, 2197 nt
Organism: Mercenaria mercenaria
Lineage: Eukaryota; Metazoa; Mollusca; Bivalvia; Venerida; Veneridae
Product: scavenger receptor cysteine-rich domain superfamily protein-like
Exons: 16
Coding region: 35-2104 (689 amino acids)
Cellular component (GO): membrane
Source: RefSeq, a predicted model, not a curated record
UGACAAUUUAGUUUUGAGACAAGGAAAUAAAGGAAUGUAUCUAAGACAAGUAGCAAUUUUUGUACAUACGUGUAUUUUGCUUACACAAGGGAUACUGGGGGCGGAUCAGGUAACCCAGGCUCGAUUGGUUGGGGGUAGCAGUAACGGCACGGGUCGGCUAGAACUACUUUACAAUGGUCAAUGGGUUACGGUAUACGGAAGCUAUUCAUCGUCAUAUUUUAAUACCAAUGAUGCAAAGGUUGCGUGCAGAAUGCUUGGAUACGGAAACAGUGGAAUUGCUCAGUCUUUUUCAAACGCGCCCGUCCUUUUCGGACAAGGGACUGGGUCGGUGUUAAACCACAGGUUCCACUGUAGAGGAAACGAGACCGAUUUACGUCAGUGUGGCAGUAGUUCUUGGAGCGUAUCGACGUCAACGAGUCAUACUUAUGACGUCGGGAUCACUUGUGAGCCAACAAAAGUGAGACUAGCAGAUGGCGACACACCACAGUCUGGGAGAGUGGAAGUGUAUUUCAAGGGCCAAUGGUCAUCGAUCUGUGACACAGGAUUUGACAACACAGACGCACGUGUAAUAUGCAACAUGCUUGGAUAUAAAGACACAGGCAUUGCAAAGGCGUUUACUGGUGCCCAUUUCGGACUAGGUUCAGGGGAUAUAAUCAUGACGUCGUUAGAUUGCAAAGGUACAGAGACGGACAUAAAGAGUUGCUCGCCAAAUUGGGGUCAUAGCACGUGCAAUCAUCGCAAAGAUGCCGGCGUGAACUGUGACAGCACACCAAUAAGAUUGGAGAACGGUCCAACAAAUAGUUCCGGUCGCGUAGAGAUAUAUCAUGGCGGACAUUGGGGAACUAUUUGCGGAAACUACGAGUUUGACCAACCUGAUGUGACGGUUAUUUGUAAAAUGCUGGGGUUUAACAAUCCAAAUGCGUUUGGGUAUAAAAAUGCAUUUUAUGGAGAAGGAACUGGUAACGUCAUUAUAAGUAAUAUGAAAUGUGACGGUUCCGAGUCAGAUAUCGCCCAGUGUCAAUCGUCUACAUGGUCUGUUUCAACAAGCUCAGGAGGUUGCGACCACACAACUGAUGUGGGUGUGAACUGCGCUGGUGUAACGGAAAUUCGAUUGGUUGAUGGAACUUCGGAACAGUCGGGCAGGGUUGAGAUUUAUCAUAACGGACAUUGGGGAACGUUGUCAGAUGGUUACUUUGAUAACCAUGAUUUAAGAGUCAUCUGUAGGAUGCUCGGAUAUGAGUAUUCUUCCAAGUCCUUCUUCAUGAAGGGUGCACACUAUGGCAGUGGUAUUGGAGAAAUAAUCGCUACACGUCUACAAUGUAACGGGGAUGAGGACGAUAUUGGCCAGUGCUCGGCUGAAUGGUGGCCUCAGACUACUUCUCAAAGCCAUGACCAUGACGUCGGGGUCAAUUGUGACGGGGUUAUUCCAAUCAAACUUGUUGGUGGAAACAGCAGUGCGUCAGGCAGGGUUGAACUGUAUCACAAUGGUUUAUAUGGUACAAUAUGCAGUCGUUCUUUCGAUCGUUAUGACCUGACUGUAGUAUGUCGAAUGCUUGGAUUUGACAGCAUACCGAAAAAUGCUUAUUGGUACCCGGCUGCAAGUUACUCCCAAGGUCUUGGAGAAAUAGUGGUAUCUGACCUUACAUGUAACGGGAUCGAGAACAGUCUCGGGCAGUGUGGAGGCCGCUGGCCGGCAUACAGCAGCUGUGAUCACAGCCAGGAUGUAUUUGUCAACUGUAAUGGAGCCGCUGAGAAGAUCCGACUUGUGAACGGUGCAAGCCACUAUUCCGGCAGAGUAGAGAUUUUCCACUCAGGUCAAUGGGCAACUAUUUGUGACGACUACUUUGAUAGGGCUGAUGCUGUUGUUAUCUGUAGAAUGCUGAAAUUUCAAAAUCCAGAGAAAGCUGUUGCGUAUAAACGGGCACAUUUUGGCAGGGCCAAUGACACUAUUCCUAUAGUAGCCACUAGCCUUCACUGUAACGGACUUGAAACCAAUUUAGGACAAUGCAACCCAAGUUGGAAUCCUAGUUACUGCAGCCAUUCCCAGGAUAUAAGUGUAGAUUGUUGCCCAAACUGUCAGGAUCCAAUAGUUGGAAGGAAAUAGCGGAACUGUUAAGUUAUUUUGUAAUACAGAAGCUUUAAUGUCAAUUUAUUAAAACCAAAAAAAAAAAAAAAAAAAAAAAUCGUUCCAUUUCCU